AUGUCAAUGGAAGGACUUGACUCUUAUGUUCCAUCUUUAGCUGCCGAUGUAAAAUUGCAGAGACUGAAAAGGCUGCCUGUUAAGACCAUUCAUAGAUUGACCAUUGCUUGGCUGACUAGAUUCAAUACCGAUUAUUCCAAGUUGAAAUUGACUAAAGUUGAAAGGAAAUUAGAUGAAUUAAUCGCUUUGGACAAGAUUAAUAGGAAAGAUCUUGCAAAAUUGGUGCUUUCUCGUUACUUUAACAGGGGACUAAACAUGCGUCAAUUGGCCGAUAUCGAAUUCGAAACUUUAUUACAUUUGCCAAAUCAUCAUAAAUGGAAUUCAUUAACGAUUUAUGACUCUAAGACAAAUAAAUAUAUACCGCAUUUGAACUAUCAGGAUGUCCAGAGGAAACUAUCCGAGGAUUUCAAAAGAUCCCAAAUUAAUUCUCAUAUCUCAUUUUUCGACCAUCCAAAGCUACCAAUUACCUGUUUCAGAAUCAAAUUAUUUGAAUUAAAUCAUACUUCAAGGCAAUCAUUUUGGUUAAUAUUCAUUCCUGGAACUCCCAUUUUGUUUCAUUCGCACUAUAAUGAGCUAAAUGACCCUUUUGUGAAAUUGCUAUUCAAUCAUCUAAAAGGAAUUAUAUUACCAAAUCAAAUUGUGUAUUUCAAGAAAAAUGAGAAUGAACCCAUAAAAUCAUUAGAUACUAUCUAUCUAACUAGUGGAGUCACAAGAUAUGGUAAUGCAAUGGCCAAUUGGAUAAGUUACUCCCACGGUGAUAAGGUCGAUAACUCUCCUCUAAGCAAUUCUUCCUCGCAUACAUCAAUUGGAGGAAUGAAGUUAAACCAAAAUGACAAUAAAGAAAAGUGUCUAAUCAGAUUCAACGGUAUGAACUGCGAGCAAAAUCAUAUACCUGUUGAAAAAGUCAAUUUUUUACUAAAUGUUGAUGAUGGUAUUUCGAUCAAAUUUAAAUUCCAAGGAAAUGACGUCUUCAAAGGAAUUCGCUCAUUAUGCGAAGAUGAAGUUAUUGAUAUUGACAAGAUUCCUGGUUGGUUAUGUGGUGAAAAUAGUAUAAAAUCUGGUGUUAUCACAGAAAAUGGAUUCCAAGCGAUAGUAGAGAAAGAUCGCUUAUUUUGA
This is a messenger RNA of Kazachstania africana CBS 2517, 1116 nucleotides long. RefSeq names its product Chl4p (gene CHL4). The record is from RefSeq and is a predicted model, not a curated record. Lineage: Eukaryota; Fungi; Ascomycota; Saccharomycetes; Saccharomycetales; Saccharomycetaceae. Gene Ontology annotation, biological process: CENP-A containing chromatin assembly; chromosome segregation. Bases 1 to 1116 code for a protein of 371 amino acids. The transcript has a single exon.